AUGGCUCUACAACCAAGCCAUAACUCUUAUAAACGUACUACCUCCUGCAGAGAUCACUUCUGGGUCCUCAUUUGGCUAGCCUGCGUAUUUCUGGAGAAUGUACAAUGUACAUUUGAUCGAGACUCUGCCCACACAUGGCCUACGUGGGCUAGAAAAAUGCAAGAAGCGGAUCCCCUGCACAAUAAUGCUGAUUUGGGUUAUCUUCACGACGUUGUCAAGUUCGCUGAUGCAACGUCGGAAUCUCAGCCCAUCCUCUGCGGCAUCAAUACGUAUCCACCGCCUGUUCAACAAGAGCGGCAAAACAGCCUAUACAACCUCAAAACCCCCGUGAGAAAAAGGAAAAGCUCAGGUGAUGAUACUGAACUUCCUUUCGCAUUCGUCAAUUAUGAGCGACCAGCGCAAAUCGAAACAGAAGUGAUAUUUGAAGCAAUCCGAAGUUUGGAACAACCCAACGGAGACAGAUUCAUCAAUAUUAGUAACGAACGGGAAGACGAAUACAGGGUGCUCAAGAUAGAGGAGGGUCAAAUCUACAAUUUCCUAGAUCGAGCGGAACGCGCCAGUGACACGAUAAAAUUGCGCUCCCUCUACUCUGAUCUUGUCAUCCCGGAUUUCGCAAACUCCAUGGAGCAGGUUAGAGCAAGAAUUAGGAGGAGCUACUGUCAAUCACGUGCAGAAUACCUGCUGGAAGACUUGGAACGCAUCCUGAAAGUACUACCUCUCUACUUGUUCUAUGUAGAUUUGAUCAACACAGUCAUUCCAGUUCGAGGUGUGAGGACUAAAGGAGUGACUACGUUGAAGUUGCAAAGACAAGAAGCUGGGCAACACUUUUUCCAGCACGUAUCAGAGCUUCUUGAACAGUAUGACGCGGCAAAAAAUGGAUUUCUUGCAAACAGCGGUUUUGCCGAAGUGGCUUUAGGUACGACUUCCAAUCAGUCUCCCUUUUGUUGGACCAUCUUAACCAGGUGGAUUAAAUCCUCAAGAGCUUCAUUAGCCUCUCAGAAUAUCCUGAAUAAAAAUGGAAAAAUAAGCUCCACUUUCAAGCAAUUCUUCAAUGAAAUCUUCACUUGUUAUAUAGAAAAGUUAUAUGGCAAGUCUGAAGAUCUCUUUGAUCAUGAAUAUGUAACCUAA
Molecule: messenger RNA, 1128 nt
Organism: Puccinia triticina
Lineage: Eukaryota; Fungi; Basidiomycota; Pucciniomycetes; Pucciniales; Pucciniaceae
Exons: 2
Coding region: 1-1128 (375 amino acids)
Source: RefSeq, a predicted model, not a curated record